UUUUAAAUAUUGAUCUAAAACUUUUUUAUAAACGACAAAAUAGCUGUGAGCGAGCGAGUGUGAGUGAGUGAGUGAGUGAGUGAGUGAUAAUGAUUCAUCAAUGAUGCUAAUGCGUUUCCUCAAGUUAAUACAUGAAUAUAGAUGCUUCGCAUACAAAUGCUUAAAUAUCUGAUGAAGCUGUUAUUAUUAUAUGAUAGCAGUUGAUACAUGAUGACAACAAAGAGUCAGACUAAUCAUUUAAACAACUAGAAAAAACAAACUGUUUUUCUUCUCAUACGACUAUAUUUUCAUGCUACGCAAUUUAAGAUGUGUUUUUGCUAAAACAGUAUCGUCAUUAAACGAAACAACUGGUUACAUACUGCGUAUCUGGGUGACAUUUAUGGUUAAAGUGGCUGACGGUUUUCCACAACAAGGUUUUAAAACGUAAAUCGUAGUUUUCGACUAUUCAUUCCACGCAUUUCACCACUCCACGCAUUUCACCACUCAACCGUGAUUUAAUUUAUUAAAUUCAUAUGAAUGGAAUAUUUCUUCAUUUACUCAUAGUUCUAUUUUUAUUUGUCGGGCGUAUAAAUAUUGUUCGAUUAUUUGGUCACCCAUUCAGCCAAGAUAGUACAGAAAACAGGCAGGGCUGUUAAUAGAUAAUCACCCACUUUCAAGAUCAAAACAUUCGUGCAAUUUUAUCAUUAUUUGGUAUCCAGGGACAUAGUACUUAAGAGAGAAUUGUUUAAUGACGCGCAGCGAACUUAAACAGUGGCAGUAGCGUCAUUCCUCUCGCGAUUAUCUGGGACGGUCGUGCAUAAAUAAAUACACCGAAAACAAACAGCUUCAUAUAUUGCCUGGUGGCUCAACAAUAACAUGGCUACAUUAUUUAAUAUUGUUCAAAGUUCGUAUGAAGUAAUGUUUAAAUACCGCGGCAGGGCUGUUUUAUGGAUGUACAGUGGCGGGAGGUCAGCGAGUGCUCUCCCCGGGCCGCGGGGACUCCCUUUCCUUGGUUCAUUGCUGGACGUGGACACGUCGAGGUUUCACCACGUGUGUUCACGGUGGAGUAGGCAUUACGGGAAGAUAUUCCAGUUCCGGUUGGCUGGGCAGUCCGUGGUGGUGGUGACGGACGCUGGGCUGCUACGCCGGCUGUUCGCCACCGGUCAAAUAAGCCAUCACACCAACGACAGGGCUGACAAUGUCACUAAACAUGUCUUCUACGGAAGAAAACACAUCGGCUUUGCGGACUUAGGCGAACGAACUAAUGAACUUAGGUCCAUUUUACGAAGAAAAGUGCUAAAUCGAUUAAUGUGUGAUAGAAACUUUGAAAAUACAUGCUUUUCAAUCAUAGACAAAUUGGCUCACGGACUAAAUCACGAAAGUGUGAACCCAGAUACAUUGAUCAAAGACGUUAUACAAGAGUUGAACUCCUUUGUGCUUAUCGGUGAGGCGCUUCCGGCGGACGACCCGGACAAAGAUGCGUUGUGGGAGUUCAUCGAGCGUCUGUAUGAUCUCCUCCAGCCGGCCGUGGACGUGCCUCUGCGGAUGUUUCCCUGGCUCCGUUUUCUGCCCUUUAAACACGGCCGCCUUUUCCGUGCCGCAAUUGAGUCUCGCGACCGGGUUUCCCGUAAAUACUUCGAUACGCAAAAGGCUUCAUACGAAGCGGGACGGGUUCGCGGCCUGGUGGACGUCUGCCUGCAGAUCCAGGCAGAAGAGGGUACCACUUCCGGGGACCAAGCCUGGCUGUCGGACGACUACAUCCGGGGACUCAUGUUCGACACCGUACUUGCAGGAAUGUCCGAAAUGAUGAAAAGUAUGCGAAUGCUCAUCCUUCUCAUGUGUCAUUACCCACACGUCCAGUCACGUGUUCACGCAGAAAUCAAUGACGUCAUCGGAACUAGUGCAAUGCCAUCAUCCAAUCAUCGUAUGGAAAUGCCGUAUACUCAAGCUGUAUUACUAGAAAUGCUUCGAUAUGUUAGUCAAACGCCUCUCGCCAUUCCUCACAAGUGCAAUAAAGACGUGGUUCUGGAUGGAUUCGUCAUAGAGAAAGAUUCCGGGAUUUUCCCAAACAUCUUUGGUAUUCACCAUGACGAAGCUAUCUGGGGCGACCCGUGGUGCUUCCGGCCCGAGCGCUUCCUCACACACGAUGGCUACUCCCUCCUUCCUGAAGACCACAAACUCAGACAAUCUCUCAUUCCAUUUUCCGUCGGGAGACGGCGAUGUCCGGGGGAGGAUUUUGCCAUGACAAGACUUUUUCUGGUGCUUACUUCCUUGAUACAGAAGCUUCACUUCCUGCCGCCGAGCAGCGGCGAGCUACCGUCCGCUGACCCGCGCCUCUACAACAACCAGUACCCUCUCUACCUUCCUGUCUUCACUUGCAAGGCUGUCCGGCGGCCGGUCAUGGACGCCCAGACAGAGAGCCAGUCAUGACCUCCGCCGACGUACUUGCCGACAAAACUAUCAUCGCACAUCCAAUGUUUUUGACACGUCGACAGAAACAUUCAUUAACUAUUCAUAAAAAUUCAUGAACAACUGGCUUUUGCUUGUUGGAUUAUUUAUUUAUAUUUAUUGACACUUUCAGUGUUGACAUUGUACAAAAUAAUACAUGGCUAAAUCUUGCAGACAUUUCGCUUUCCUUCUACCUGCAAGCUUUAAAAGCAUGUAAUAAAAGGGAUAAUUGGAAAAGUUAAGGAACAGUCCGAGAGGAGCAUAUGUGAGUACGUGAAAAUAGAAUGUACGGUUUGCUUCUCGGGUGUUUUCUGCCUCCAAGGACCACACAACCGCAACACAAUUACGCAUGUAGAAUAUCUGCAAUAAAUGUUGGAAAACAUA
Molecule: messenger RNA, 2811 nt
Organism: Mya arenaria
Lineage: Eukaryota; Metazoa; Mollusca; Bivalvia; Myida; Myidae
Product: vitamin D 25-hydroxylase-like
Exons: 6
Coding region: 856-2409 (517 amino acids)
Biological process (GO): progesterone metabolic process; hormone biosynthetic process
Molecular function (GO): steroid 17-alpha-monooxygenase activity; iron ion binding; heme binding
Source: RefSeq, a predicted model, not a curated record